AUGGUGGCUCCACUGCUAGGACUGGCUGUUCUGUUUCUAACUACCAGUCUGGUCACUUUGGGGGCAAAUGAUGUGCAGAUCAAUCAUAAAGGGGAGGUCGUGUACCGGGACACCAGUGUGUAUGGGGUGGUGGACAACGCUGUGACCCUGGAGUGUGGUACCACUGUGCCUGACAUGUAUAUAUGGAGCUUCACCAAACCCGGCACUGAAGCAAUAAAGGCUGUGGUGUAUAAUGUGGGUCAAGGAAUAAAGACCCAGAAGUUGGCUGACACACUCGGCCAACCAACAGUCAUCUCAAACAGCUCAGCUUUGAGGAUUGAGAAGCUGCCUCUGGCUGCACAUGGCUUAUUCACCUGCCAGGCCUUCUAUGACAUAGCACAGGAGGCCAAAGUCUACUACUACUAUGUCCAUCUGACUGUUCGAGUGCCUGUCAGCAAGCCUUACCUCCUCAUGAGUGAUGCUCCUCCAGUGGAAGGAUCUUCAGUGUGGAUGAACUGCAGUGUGGAAAACGGGACUGAACCGAUCCAGUAUGUGUGGCAAUAUGAAACCUACAACGGUAACGCCACAACCUUUGAAAUGGGCAACAACAGCAUAAUUAACAUGACCCAUGUCAACCGCAACCACACUGGCUGGUACCGCUGUGUGGCCAGCAACAACGUUAACAGCGAGAGCUCCAAACGUCUAUGGCUGGACAUCCUCUUUGGACCAGACAUUCCUCAGAUAGACGUGACUCCGUACUCUAUGACCAGGCGGGGUUACUCGGCUCUGGAGACGGAGGCUGUUUCCUUGCUGUGUCAGGCCCAGUCCAAUCCAGCCAGUCAGUACGUCUGGUUCUACAACAGCUCCCAGGUCUACACUGCGCAGAAGUUCACCAUCACCAAGAUCCUCCGUAUGCACACUGGCGACUACACCUGUUUGGCACAGAACACCUACCUCAACACCAGCUCCAAUAACACCAUCAGCCUGACUGUCUACUACCCCCCUGAUGGCUCCCCGUCCUGUUCUGUGGAGCCGGCUCUGAAUCACACCUCUCUACGGUUGCUGUGCUCCUGGCCUGGUGGAUUCCCCUCACCUUCACUCCACUGGACUGGAGACCUGAUACAAAAUCAGUCCAACACAACCCAGCAAACAAGUUCAGCCUCCAGCACUACCAUCCUCAUCAGCACUGCAAUCUCGCUGCCCUCUGGAGGCCUGACUUCUAAUAACAGCUUGUUUACGUGCGUGGGCUCCCAUCCUGCCCUGAAACAGUCGACACAGUGCAGCACACGCACAUAUAUUCCCCCUGCAGAGCCAGUGUGUUUUGUUGACGUGACUAAUGACAAACAGUACUUGAUGCUGUCCUGCUCCUGGGAAGGAGGGUUCCCUAAAGCCUUGGUGUGGUGGGAGGGACCUGCGGGCCAGAGCAGGGGUGGAAAAGAAAACUCCAACAUCCUGAUCCUUCCAUACGGGACAGCUCACAGCGGGAAACCUUACACCUGCUAUGCCAGGCACCCACUUCUGGUCCAAUCCAAGACCUGCAGCCUCACACUGGUGCCUAUCAGUAAGCCUUACAUCCUGAUGAGUAAUGCUUCUCCAGUGGAAGGAUCUUCAGUGUGGAUGCGCUGCAGUGUGGAAAAUGGAACUGAACCGAUUCAGUACACCUGGCACUAUGAAACCUACAAUGGUAACGCCACAACCUUCACACUGGGCAACAGCAGCAUCAUCAACAUCACCAAUGUCAACCGCAACCACACCGGCUGGUACCGCUGUGUUGCCAGCAACGCUGUCAACAGCGAGAAAUCUGACCGCCUAUGGCUGAACACUCUGUUUGGACCAGACAUUCCUCAGAUAGAUGUGACUCCGUACUCUAUGACCAGGCGGGGUUACACGGCUCUGGAGACGGAGGCUGUUUCCUUGCUGUGUCAGGCCCAGUCCAAUCCAGCCAGUCAGUACGUCUGGUUCUACAACAGUUCCCAAGUCUGCACCGGGCAGAAGUUCACCAUCACCAAGAUCCUCCGUAUGCACACUGGCGACUACACCUGUUUGGCACAGAACACCUACCUUAACACCAGCUCCAAUAACACCAUCAACCUGACAGUCUACUACCCCCCUGAUGGCUCCCCGUCCUGUUCUGUGGAGCCGGCUCUGAAUCACACCUCUCUGAGGCUGCUGUGCUCCUGGCCUGGUGGAUUCCCCUCACCUUCCCUCCACUGGACUGGAGACCUGAUACAAGAUCAGUCCAACACAGCCCAGCAGACAAGUUCAGCAUCCAGCACUGCCAUCAUGCUGCCCUCUGGAGGCCUAACUUCUAAUAACAGCUUGUUUACAUGCCUGGGCUCCCAUCCUGCCCUGAAACAGUCGACACAGUGCCGCACACGCACAUAUAUUCCCCCUGCAGAGCCUCUGUGCUUUGCUUAUGUGACUAAUGACAAACAGUAUCUGACGCUGUCCUGCUCCUGGGAGGGAGGGGCCCCGAAAGCUUUGGUAUGGUGGGAGGGCCCCGAAGUCCCCGUCACUAAGCCUUACCUCCUGAUGAGUGAUACUUCUCCAGUGGAAGGAUCUUCAAUGUGGAUGCGCUGCAAUGUGGAAAAUGGGACCGAACCGAUCCGGUAUGCGUGGCAACGUGAAACCAGCAGUGAAGACAUCACAACAUUUGCACAGGGCAACAACAGCAUUAUCAACGUCACCAACGUCAACCGCAACCACACCGGCUGGUACCGCUGUGUAGCCAGCAACACCAUCAACAGCCAGACAUCAGAUCGCGUAUGGCUGGACGUCAUCUAUGGCCCAGAUGUUCCUCAAAUAGAUGUGACUCCACCUCGUACAGUAAAGCAGGGCUACACAGCUCUGGAGACGGAGGCUGUUUCCUUGCUGUGUCAGGCCCAGUCCAAUCCAGCCAGUCAGUACGUCUGGUUCUACAACAACUCGCAGAUCUACACCGGGCAGAAGUUCACCAUCACCAAGAUCCUCCGUGCAGAUGCUGGCGACUACACCUGUUUGGCACAGAACACCUACCUCAACACGCGCACCAAAAAAACCAUCAGCCUGACAGUCUACUACCCCCCUGAUGGCUCCCCGUCCUGUUCUGUGGAGCCGGCUCUGAAUCACACCUCUCUGAGGCUGCUGUGCUCCUGGCCUGGUGGAUUCCCCUCACCUUCCCUCCACUGGACUGGAGACCUGAUACAAGAUCAGUCCAACACAGCCCAGCAAACAAGUUCAGCCUCCAGCACUGCCAUCAUGCUGCCCUCUGGAGGCCUGACUUCUAAUAACAGCUUGUUCACUUGCGUGGGCUCCCAUGCUGCCCUGAAACAGUCGACACAGUGCAGCACACGCACAUAUAUUCCCCCUGCAGAGCCACUGUGUUUUGCUUAUGUGAUUAAUGACAAACAGUACUUGAUGCUAUCCUGCUCGUGGGAGGGAGGGGCCCCAAACGCCUUGGUGUGGUGGGAGGGCCCCGAAGGUCAGAGCAAAGGUGGGGAACAAACCUCCAACAUCCUGAUCCUCCGCUAUGGCACAGCUCGCAGUGGGAAACCUUACACCUGCCACGCUAAACACCCACUUCUGGUGGAAACCAAGACCUGCAGACUCACACUGGAGGCACCAGUGCUGCAGACACAGCGCAGAGUCGUGUCUGUGUACGAGGGGAGCGACGUUCAGCUUACCUGCAAUCUGAGAGCCAACUACCUUCCUGUCAAUGAAAUCACCUGGUUUAAUAAUCAGGGUGUCGGUGUCCAAGACACCUCAAAGUACAUGCUUCUGAGAACGCCUGCAUGGGCCAAUCUGACUGUGAGAGACACAGAUGAAACUCAAGACAGCGGCGAGUACAGGUGCUCCACUUCCAACGCAGUGGGAGGAACCGAAAUCAAUAUCACUUUAGUCAUCAAGAAGUACCCCAUGCCACCCAAUGCAACCCUGGUCAGAGUGAUGUACACCAGCCAACAGCGUAAUGAGGUGGAGCUGGAGUGGGUGGUGGAGAAGGAGGAAGCAGGAGGUUGGACAGGUUUCUUCUUGGAGCACCGAUGGAUGUCUGAGCGUCCACGAAGGAAAGGAAGUGGGAAUGAUUCUUCAAGUGAGCGGGUGGAGGAGAACGUUACUCCCAUAGUCUGGUACCGUAACAUCCUCCAGGAUCCAGCUGUCAGGAUUUAUACAGUGCGGAGCCUGACGCCAACAGUUACCUACCAGUUUCGCGUCAUACCGGUGAACCACCGCACUGUGGGACAUCCUUCUGCUGCAAAGACACCAGUGGAGCCACGCAACAAUUUGUACCCCGCUGUGAUUGGAGCAGCUAUCGGUGGGAUGCUCAUUGCAGCCGUUCUCACUGCUCUGCUGCUCAUGUUCAUCCUCCGUAACCGCAGCACCAAUCCUCGACUCCAUGACUUGCUGUUUGGCUUGCAGCACAGCCAGUCGCAGGAAACCAUCAACCUCCCAGAGGAUGAAGUGUUUGGUGGGUCAAAGGGAGCAACUGGUGGAUCAUCCAGUCCAGCAACGGCUUUACCCCGAGGAGCUUCAUUCCUCACCUCCUCACCCAUGAGUGCCACCCCCAUCCCCGCCACCACCAGCCAAGCCCCUCCCUCUGGAGACGAUAACGAGCCAGUCAGCAUCACCAUCACCGUCAAGACGACGGGCUCAUAUCGAAUGCACUGGAAUCUCCAAGAAGACUUGCAGAUCAGAGAGUACGAAAGACGCAACCUCAGGCAUCUGAAGGAGGGCUAUAAUGCCCUGCAGAUCAACCCCAAUGGAGAGGUUGUGUACAAGGACACCCAGAUGUAUGAGGUGGUGUACCAGGACGCCAGUGUGUAUGGGGUAGUGGGCAAAGCCGUGAUCCUGGAGUGUGGUCCCUCUGUACCUGACAUGUACAUAUGGAGCUUCACCAAGCCUGGUACUGAAGGCAUAAAAGCUGUGGUGUAUAAUGUGGGACGAGGACCGAGGAUUCAGAAGCUGGCUGAUACGCUGGGACAGCUGACUGUCAUCUCAAACAGUGCAGCUAUAAGCAUUGAGAAGCUGCCUCUGGCUGCACAAGGCUUAUUUACCUGCCAGGCUUUCUAUGACAUAGACAACGAGCCCAAAGUCUACUACUACUACGUGCAUCUCAUUGUCAGAGUCCCCAUCACUAAGCCUUACCUCUUGCUGAGUGACGUAUCUCCAGUGGAAGGAUCUACAAUGUGGAUGCGCUGCAAUUUGGAAAAUGGGACUGGACCGAUCCAGUACGUGUGGCAACAUGAAACCCGCAGUGGUAACAUCACGAUCAUCGCACAAGGCGACAGCAGUGUUAUCAACGUGACCGACGUCAACCGCAACCACACCGGCUGGUACCGCUGUGUGGCCAGCAACGCAGUUAACAGUGAAAGCUCCAACCGCUUGUGGCUGGACACCAUCUUUGGCCCGGACAUUCCUCAGAUAAACGUGACUCCGUACAGUAUAACAGAGCGGGGUUACUCGGCUCUGGAGAGAGAAACUGUUUCUUUGGUGUGUCAGGCCCAGUCCAAUCCAGCCAGUCAGUAUGUCUGGUACUACAACAACUCGCAGGUCUACAGCGGGCCGCAGUACACCAUCACCAAGAUCCUCCGCAUGCACACUGGCGACUACGCCUGCUUGGCUCAGAAUACCUACCUUAACACCCUCUCCAAAAAAACCAUCAGCCUGACCGUCUACUACCCCCCUGAUGGCUCCCCGUCCUGUUCUGUGGAGCCGGCUCUGAAUCACACCUCUCUGAGGCUGCUGUGCUCCUGGCCUGGUGGAUUCCCCUCACCUUCCCUCCACUGGACUGGAGACCUGAUACAAGAUCAGUCCAACACAGCCCAGCAAACAAGUUCAGCCUCCAGCACUGCCAUCAUGCUGCCCUCUGGAGGCCUAACUUCUAAUAACAGCUUGUUCACUUGCCUGGGCUCCCAUGCUGCCCUGAAACAGUCGACACAGUGCAGCACACGCACAUAUAUUCCCCCUGCAGAGCCACUGUGUUUUGCUUAUGUGAUUAUUGACAAACAGUACUUGAUGCUAUCCUGCUCGUGGGAGGGAGGGGCCCCGAAAGCCUUGGUGUGGUGGGAGGGCCCCGAAGGUCAGAGCAAAGGUGGGGAACAAACCUCCAACAUCCUGAUUCUCCGCUAUGGCACAGCUCGCAGUGGGAAACCUUACACCUGCCACGCUAAACACCCGCUUCUGGUGGAAACCAAGACCUGCAGACUCACACUGGAGGCACCAGUGCUGCAGACACAGCGCAGAGUCGUGUCUGUGUACGAGGGGAGCGACGUUCAGCUUACCUGCAGUCUGAGAGCCAACUACCUUCCUGUCAAUGAAAUCACCUGGUUUAAUAAUCAGGGUGUCGGUGUCCAAGACACCUCAAAGUACAUGCUUCUGAGAACGCCUGCAUGGGCCAAUCUGACUGUGAGAGACACAGAUGAAACUCAAGACAGCGGCGAGUACAGGUGCUCCACUUCCAACGCAGUGGGAGGAACCGAAAUCAAUAUCACUUUAGUCAUCAAGAAGUACCCCAUGCCACCCAAUGCAACCCUGGUCAGAGUGAUGUACACCAGUCGACAGCGUAAUGAGGUGGAGCUGGAGUGGGUGGUGGAGAACCAGGAAGCAGGAGGUUGGACAGGUUUCUUCCUGGAGCACCGAUGGAUGUCUGAGCGACCACAAAGGAAAGGAAGUGGGAAUGAGGAGAAAGUUGGUCCCGUAGUCUGGUACCGUAACAUCCUCCAGGAUCCAGCUGUCAGGAUUUAUACAGUGGGGAGCCUGACGCCAACGGUUACCUACCAGUUUCGCAUCAUACCGGUGAACCACCGCACUGUGGGACAUCCUUCUGCUGCACAGACUCCAGCUGAACCACGCUACAACGUGUACCCUGCUGUGAUUGGAGCAGCUAUCGGUGGGAUGCUCUUUGCAGCUAUUCUCACGGUUCUGCUGCUCAUGUACAUAAUCCGCAACCGCAACAACAACCCUCGACUACAUGACUUGUUAUUUGGCAGGCAGCACAGCCAGUCAAGGGAAAACAUCAACUUCCCAGAAGAUGAAGUGGUCAGCAGGUCAGAGGGAGGAAUAGAGGAGAUUGGUGGAUCAUCCAGCCUAGGUCCAGUCAUGGCUUUACCCCGGGCAUCUUCACCCCUCACUUCUUCACCUAUGAGUGCCACCCUAACACCCACCAGCCAAGCCCCUCCCCCUGGAGACGAUAAUGAGCCAGUCAGCGUCACCAUCACCGUCAAGGCAACAGGCUCAUAGUCAUAUAUCCGACCCAUCCAGCUGGAAAAGCACAAAAGUCUUGAGCCAUCUCCCAUUUCUUCAUAUUUUGCUUCCAAGGAGACAGCAAUACAUCUUCAGGCUUUCUGAUGGGUUUUUCUUUGGACAUUGGCCUCUUUUUCACUCAUUUUCAGUCCAGUCCUUGUACCUGAGCAUUUUCACAUUAAUGUUUUUAACACUGAUAAGAAAGCUCACUGUUGUGUCACAUGUGACAUUAAACACAGCAGAGUCAGUUUGAAAUCAUGUCUUUGGGAACCCUGUUAAUAUCAGGUUUUCAUGAAAACAUUAUUUGUUCAUAUUUCUUUGUUUCAAUCUGUGAAAAAAAUGGACAAAAGAAGUGGCAGGCCUAAAGGUUAUUUACAGCAAAUGAACAGUAUCUGAAAGUCAUGUCCAUGAACAAAUCCAGCAAAGACCUGAAACAGGACCAAGAGAUCAGACUUGAUCAGAAAUGUGUCAUCUGAAGCGUGGCUGUCAAAAAGCCAUUCUUAAAGAAGGAAAACUGGGAGAAUAGACUGAGGUAUGCCAAAAUACACAAGAACUGGACUGAAAAUGUGUGGUAACAGUUCUUAUGGAGUCACGAAUCCAAAUUUGUCAUGUUUUACUGAAAUUGUCAUCAAUACAUACAGAGGAGGUCAGGAGAGAGGUACAACAGUGAGGGUCUACAGCCAUCUGUAAAACACCAUGGAAGCUCAGUCGUGGUCUGAGCAGCAUUUCAGCCUGUGGUGUCGGAGCUUUUCUAAACCGAUGAAAUUAUGAUGAGCAAAGUACUACUGUUUAGAUCCAACAUGCAACAUGAUCUAUAAAGCAUCUCAUUGGCAACAACUUUUCAGAAGGACAAUGAUCCCAAACACACUGCCAGUAUAAUAAAAGCUUACAUAAACAGAAAAAACACACAGUGGAACACUAUCAGUCACGAAUUGGCUUCCCCAGACCUGUAUCUUUAUAUUAUUGAAGCAGUGUGGGAUCAUGUUGACAGAGAUCCGAAUAAAACGCAGCCAACAUAUAAGGAAGAAGUUUGAAUGCCCUUCAAGAAGCCUGGAGAACCAUUCCUGAAGACUACUUAAAGAAAUUACACGAAAGCCUUGAGAGUUCAGGCUGUGUUGGAGAAUAAAGGUGGUCAUACCAAAUAUUGACUUGUUAGAAUUGGCUUAUACUCG
This is a messenger RNA of Oreochromis aureus, 8369 nucleotides long. RefSeq lists its product as uncharacterized. Gene Ontology annotation, molecular function: protein binding. Lineage: Eukaryota; Metazoa; Chordata; Actinopteri; Cichliformes; Cichlidae. The transcript has 32 exons. The coding region runs from base 1 to 7194 and encodes 2397 amino acids. The record is from RefSeq and is a predicted model, not a curated record.